Paramisgurnus dabryanus is the source of this 4596-nucleotide messenger RNA. It is a transcript of the gene hnrnpa3, whose product is annotated as heterogeneous nuclear ribonucleoprotein A3. The record is from RefSeq and is a predicted model, not a curated record. Gene Ontology annotation, cellular component: catalytic step 2 spliceosome. NCBI's taxonomy places the organism in Eukaryota, Metazoa, Chordata, Actinopteri, Cypriniformes, Cobitidae. Gene Ontology annotation, biological process: mRNA splicing, via spliceosome. Gene Ontology annotation, molecular function: mRNA 3'-UTR binding.
CCUCUGGCCGAUGUGUGACAUGUACGGCGCGCGUAGACUCGAAGCGAGGGCGUGCAAACUCUCUGCAGAGCUGCAGCAUGGAGGGUCGUAACAGUAAGGAGCCAGAGCAGCUCAGGAAGCUGUUUAUCGGUGGUCUCAGUUUUGAGACAACAGAGGACAGUUUACGAACUCACUUUGAGCAAUGGGGCAAACUCACAGACUGUGUGGUAAUGAGAGAUCCAGGUAACAAACGCUCACGCGGUUUCGGUUUCGUAACGUAUUCCUGUGUAGCAGAAGUGGAUGCGGCGAUGGCAGCGCGGCCACACAAAGUGGACGGCCGUGUGGUUGAGCCAAAGCGGGCGGUUUCCAGAGAGGACUCUAAUAAACCAGGAGCCCAUAUAACAGUGAAGAAGAUAUUUGUCGGUGGAAUAAAGGAGGACACAGACGAGUAUCAUAUCAGAGAUUACUUUGAGCGCUAUGGAAAGAUCGAUUGUGUUGAUAUAAUGGAGGAGCGUUCGACAGGGAAAAAGAGAGGAUUCUGUUUCGUAACUUUUGAUGAUCACGAUACUGUAGACAAAAUUGUUGCACAAAAAUAUCACACAAUCAACUCGCAUAACUGUGAAGUAAGAAAAGCUCUUCCAAAGCAAGAGAUGCAGUCUGUCUCUAAUCAGAGAUAUCGUGGUGGUGGUGGUGGAGGUAAUUUCAUGGGCAGAGGAGGAAACUUUGGAGGUGACAACUUUGGCAGAGGAGGAUAUGGAGGCGGCCGCGGCGGUUACGGAGGAGACGGAUACAAUGGAUUUGGUGGUAACUAUGGAGGCGGUCCUGGAUACGGAGGUGGCCGGGGGGGUUAUGGUGGAGGCCAUGGAUACGGUAACCAAGGCGGAGGAGGCUUUGGAGGAUACAAUAACUACAAUGAUGGAGGGAAUUUUGGAGGUAACUUUGGUGGUGGUGGAGGAGGAGGAGGAGGGAAUUACAACGACUUUGGGAAUUAUGGAGGACAGCAAUCCAAUUACGGCCCCAUGAAGGGAAAUAAUUUUGGAGGAAGAAACUCAGGUCCUUACGGAGGUGGAUAUGGAUCCGGUGGUGGAGGUUUUGGUUCCAGGCGAUAUUAAGACAGUUGACCGUGAUGACUAAAGAAGCUCCUGAUCUACUGUAAGUGGCCGAAUAUCUUUUAUGUGACACAUUUUCAGCGCUGGUUCUGGAUGGGUAAGAUUGAUAAAUGGAAAAUAUAUGGAUUUGUUAAAGAUAUCCUAUCACUUUUAAAGAGGAAAACUUUAUGACAAUCUCUAUUGAGAAUGAAAACUCAACGUUUGGAUUAGGGAUGCACCGAAUCCAGAUUUUUUAGGUUCGGCCGAAUCCCGAAUCCACCGUUUAAGAUUCGGCCGAAUCCGAAACCGAAUACCGAAUCCUACUCGCAUCCUUAUUCCAUUAACACAGUAAAACACAUUAAUGAAUUAUACAACGUCCACAGCAGUGUAUUUUUCAUUUUAUUUAAUUUUAACUGUACAUUAUGCCAGGAUGACAAGUUGGAAAACUAUUUUGACAAUUACCAUAAGCCUAUGCAUAAUGAAAGCGAUGCGUUGCGACACGCUCGUUUUUCCAAUAAGCAAGCAGCUCCGCACUGAAAACUAUAUUUAACUUUGAGUGAGAAGCUCCGCUCGUCAAUGUCAGUUUUCACACGGCCGUCCAAUUACAAUGGAGGAGGGGCGGGACAUUACCACAGCAACCAACCGGCUCACAGCUGAAGCAUCACAGCUACCAAGCGCUCGGCUGAAAAACAGCUGGCAUUUGGUGUCCUCAAGGCGUUUUCAGCCGUGUUUAAAAGUUUUGGUGUGUCCAGCCCCUAAAGCUCACCGAAAGAAAAAGCUCAUCUCCACGUCAGCACCCGAUGUGUGUAAUCAACGGCCGCGUGACGUCGAGCAGCGUAGCGCAAGCCUAGGAUUCGGUUCGGUGGAAAAAAAUUAUAGGAUUCGGCCGAACCCGAACCCCGUCAAAAAGCCCAGUAUUCGGCCGAAUCCGAAUCUGAAUCCUGGAUUCGGUGCAUCCCUAGUUUGGAUGCAUUCAUGUUAAAAUGUCCACAUACAAAUAUAUUUGACAUUUGUACACUUGUUAAAUUUAGUACCAUUUAAAAAUGUCACAAUUCCUGCUAAAACACGUGCUAUUUGCGUUUAACGCGUCUUUGCGUAGUAGAUUACAUACAAAGUCAAUGCAAAGACGUAAAUAGACUUGAACCCACGUGGGGCGAUUUGAAUGACACCUAAAGGGACAUUCCACUAUUUUUGAAAAUAUGCUCAUUUUCCAGCUCCCCUACAGUUAAACAUUUGAUUCUUACUGUUUUGGAAUCCAUUCAGCCGAUCUCCGGGCAUAGCUUAGCACAAUCCAUUGAGUCUGAUUAGACCAUUAGCAUCGCGCUCAAAAAUAUCGAUUUAAAGCUUGACUCUACUGUAGUGACAUCGUGUACUGAGACCGACGGAAAAUUAAAAGUUUAGAUUUUCUAGGCAUGUAUGGCUAGGACUAUACUCUCAAACUGGCGUAAUAAUCAAGGAAUUUGCUGAUGUAACAUGACUGUAGCAGGCGUAGUGAUAUUACGCACUGCCUGAAUCUAGUCCCCUUGGUUACUUUCAAUGGCAGGGGACUAUUUUCGUAGCCUGGCGCCGCCCUCCUACGUGCUUCCACUUAAUUUUCAUUUCGCUUCAGCAGUAGGUCUGGGAUGGCUCUAUAGAGUUUUGUUUUCUCCUGCAAAAAUCUGCAGGACCAAUCAGCGAACAGAUGGGGGUGGCUAAGAACGAUAACGUUGAGGUCGUGCGUUAGUUUGAGAUGUAGUUCAGUAAUGGCAGCGGAGAAAGACGUGAGAAAAGCUAUUUGGUCCGUUGUUGCAAAACUGCAGAAUAUACAGAAGUUAAAGCUGGAGCAAGAACCAGGUUUGCUAAGUUUUGUUUGUCUGAUUAUUCUGACUUGUUGUUUCCGUCCGGUUUCGGUGCAUGAUAUACAUCACGACCACACGUUAGCGAUUGGCUUUGGCAGAUCUUGAGUGACUCUGGGCAGAUCCAAUAGUUUUAAACUUCAACAAUGGACCCUCCUUAACGGAAGUAAUGCUUUGCAAUGGAGCGUGGCCAGACUCUCUGUACAAAUGAAAUGAAUGUACGAGAGUCUGGUUGGACCAGGCUACUAUUUUCGGGCACUAUCUGCUUAAAAAAAUCGCAGCUUUUAAUUUUCUGUCGGUCUCAGUACAUGAUGUAACUACAGGAGAGUCAAGUUUUAAAUAGAAAAAAAAUUGAUACUCUUUUCUUAGCCUAAUGCUAAUGGUCUAAUCAGAUUUAAUGGAUUGUGCUAAGCUAUGCUAAAAGUGCUAGCGCCAGACCCGGAGAUCAGCUGAAUGGAGUUCAAAACGGUAAGAAUCAAAUUUUAACCCUAGGGGAGCUGGAAAAUGAGCAUAUUUUCAAAAAAAAAAAGGAAGGUCCCUUUAACGGCUGGCGUGAUUGCUGUGGAAACACGCUAUUCGCUUCAAGUUCGCUUCACGCUAGGGGCGGAUCACACAGAACGCAUUUAUGGCAGCGGCAGGUAUUUUUUAAAUGCUUGUCUAUGGGAAGUGAGCGUGUGCUCUGUUUAUCCACGCCGAACUCCUUGCGUUUUUGCAGAAGCGCUCUCAGUGUUAAGUGAGACGUCAUUUGCAUUUUUCCAUUGUCCAAUCGAAUAAGGAGAGAGGCGGACCUUUCGUUGUGUUGACACUGCCUCUGUGGUUGCCAGCAAUAUAAAAAAGCGCAGCACACUGCCUUUGUCUCAAGUCACUUAGGGGGCAUGUACACCAAAGCGUUUAAGUGCGGCUAAAACACCAGGUGGAUGCCAACUUUUGGCUCUUGCCAGUGUCCCACCCCUCCUCCACUGUAAUUGGACAGUCAAGUGAAAAGUGACAUUGACAAGCUGAGCGUUUCUACCAAAGUUGGGCACUGAGCAUGGAAAAAAACGGCAUGCACCGGCACUCAUUAUGGAAUAAACCCGCCAGCUGCUGCCGUUUUUGAGAAGCGCAGCGCUUCCAUUGGAAACAAUUGAAAGCAUACGGAAACGUAAACACCGUGGUGUGCACACCCCCUUACAUAAAGGCAGUGCUGUCCAUCUCGCGUUUUCAAGCGCUUAAAAUCGAUCGGCUGCUUAAUGUGCACCAUUUAUAUACAGAAAUGUAUAGGUACCUUGUAUCUAUUAUUAGGUACUAACAUGCACUCUUUAGGUACAAAGGUAUCCAAUUUGCAAGGGUAGCGCCCCAGUGAAAGCUUAGUAUAGUGAAAUGUGACCUGGGUGUGUUUUAUUUGAGAUUUACUUGAUUUUUGCUGAAUCCUCAUUUUACGUGAUCUCAGUCACUUGAAAGAAACUUUCAGAAAGAUCAUCAGUUUUAAUCACGAGGGAUUAAAUUGUUUGUUAUUUAUAUCAUUUUUAUCAAAACUCUAUUUGUGUGGUAGGAUAUUUUUUAAUACAAUCCAUAUAUAUUCACUUGUUAUAUUUAUAAGGCGUUUAAUAAUGUUAACACCGUUUUUGAAAACAUUUCUAAUAAAGUUGAGAAUGAGUGUGUGAAUGUACGGCCAGAUUUGGUCUUAUUUAAUAAAAGUGUUUUUUUAAACCCUU